Ahaetulla prasina is the source of this 2461-nucleotide messenger RNA. It is a transcript of the gene LRRC74B, whose product is annotated as leucine rich repeat containing 74B. Gene Ontology annotation, molecular function: protein binding. NCBI's taxonomy places the organism in Eukaryota, Metazoa, Chordata, Lepidosauria, Squamata, Colubridae. The record is from RefSeq and is a predicted model, not a curated record. The transcript is spliced from 11 exons. Bases 78 to 1358 code for a protein of 426 amino acids.
CCGGCCGCCUUCCUCCGUCCCCUGCGCGGUGGCGCCGUUGCCAUGGCAGCAGGGCAGGCCGAGGCCCAGCCGCGCCGAUGCCCAAGUUGCCGCUCUCGCCGGUGCCCGAGCAGGCGGGCGAGCGGCUCUCCGGAGGAGCGUCCUCUGCGUCCCUCGCUCCGAGCGCCUCCAGCUCGCGGAACUUAGAGACUUUUUUGAGGUCCCCUGAUGUAUCAGAACCCAUCUGCCGGGACAAAAGCGCCUGCUUCUUGGAGAAAGCAUUAAACUAUUCUGAAGAGGAAGCCGAGGAAGAAGAAGAAUCAGAAGACGAUCAAGAGGAAGAGUGGGACACAGACCUUGAAAUAGAAAACUCUACAAUAUGCUAUGAUCCUGCCGGGAAAGCCAGAUACCUUGCGAUCUGUCAAGCGUAUGGCGUGGUUCCUAUCUCUUAUUUUUUACGGCAUAUGAAAGAUUCUGAACUGACUCUGAACCAUCGUGGCCUUAACCCUAAGGCGGUCAAGGCUCUCGCUCUUUCCCUGACCAGCAACACGUCCAUUGUGAAGCUGAACCUGAGUGACAACGGGCUGGAUGGAAACGGAGCAAUUGCGAUGGCGGAGAUGUUAAAGGAAAAUUGCUACAUUUCAGAACUUGAUUUGUCAGAGAACAGAGUCGGGAUCAAAGGGGCAGAAGCUCUGUCCACAGUGCUUCGGGAAAGUCCAUUUCUUGUGACCGUGAAACUUUCAGGAAAUGAAUUAAACGACAGGGCAGCCAAAUACCUGGUAGAUGCUUUAGUGACCAAUCAGAAAGUGGAGCACCUUGAUCUGAGUCAUAACAUGCUCGGAGAACCAGCAGGAGAAGCUCUUGGAGUGGCCAUGGCGGAAAAUGUGGGGCUGAAGGAACUCAACCUCAGCUGGAACAACUUUCGGGGCCAAGGAGCAGUGGCUGUGGCCAAAGGCUUGGCGGCGAAUAUAUUCCUUCGAGUCCUUGAUCUGUCGUAUAACGGCUUUGGCAACAGUGGUGCAGCUGCUCUGGGGGCAGCCCUGAAAAGCAACGAUGUGCUGGAAGAACUCCACAUCGGGAAUAAUCGCAUUGCCUUGGAAGGGGCCCUCGCGCUGGCUUUGGGCCUGAAAGGAAACAAGAACCUGAGGACACUCAAGAUGUCCAGGAACCCCAUCCAGAACGAAGGCUGCCUCGGGAUCCUCAAAGCCAUCCGAGCAAAUCCUGGAGCUGCAAUGGAACUUCUGGAUUUUUCAGCAAUUGUGGUGAAGCAGGACUUUGUCCGGGCAUGUGAGGCUGUCCAAGAACUUUUCCCAAGCCUUCUGAUCCACCAUGAUGGAACCACUCGCUUGUUCAGAAGAAAACUUUCCAAGGUUUCCUAAAGAGAUUCCUGGUGGCCCUGGAAGAUCCGCCUUUUCUUGUGGACGUCCUGGAUGGGAGCACCCCAUGAAAGGUCUGGCAAUGCUUGAUAGAGGUUCAGGCCUUGUAAUCCCCUCCCCACCUCCGUGCUUCUCUUUGUGCUAGAACCAGCAUGUUGAGUGAAAUGCUGCCUUUUCAGAUGCUGAAUGAUUGCUGCAGGGGUCUCCUUCCAGGGAUUUUGGUACCCUGCUCCUAGCAAUAGGAGGGAAUCCAUUGGCAGGAGAGGUGGCAAGCAGUCCUAGCAAUUUUCCCUUCGAGGCAAAACCCUCCAGUAAUUGUCCAAGCCAACCUCAAUUGAGGCUAACAGGAAGCUGAUAAAAAUCUGGGAAGGAACUUUGGAUGCAUUUAUUCCCUCUCAUUCUACAGAGUUUGGGAACUGCUCUACUAGCCAAAACUCUGUCCCGGUACUUUUAGCCAAAUUGUUCUGUGUGCCAUCAACCUUUCCUCUUGCACAAUCUGCGCAAACGUUUCCAGUUGCCAGGAACGUACAGCAGGCUUCCGGGCUGGACAUCAUCCCAGGGGAAGUAAUCCCACCCCCCACACCUCAGGCAGCCCAGUCCUGAUGGCCAGAGGAGGUGAAGGUGACCUCACCCCUGCUGGACAGCUUCUGCUUGGGGAGGCCAUCCAUAAUCCCCCCCUCCCCCCAUGUUAAGGGAUCUUCACAAGGCUCUAGUGAAAUUCAGGGGUGGAUUGGCUGAGGGGGUCCAGGGCCACAGUUUUCCGGGUGCAUGUGGUCAGCUCCAAGCCAUAUUGAAGGGUGGGGCUGAGAGAAAGCUGAAGGCAGCAAGGGUUGAGGAAAGAAGAAGGGUACCCUCGCCCCCCAAAAAACGUGUGGGUCAAAUAGUGGAUUACUUCCAUGCUGUUUGCUCGAUAUGGGGCCAUUUGUAGUAAAUAAUGUAUCUCACUCCAGCUCUCUUUAUUUGUUUUAUUUUUGUAAACUUCAGUUUUGCCAAUCUUGUCAGAGAAAUAUUGUAUUGUUGCUAAGUUUGAUGUAUUCUGCCCUGAAUCACUUUGUGUGCAAGAUGGGCAGCCAGAUAAAGUUAAUAAAUAAAUAAAUCUAAAUCUA